UGCUUAAAGUCCAACCCGACACCACGCAAUCUCGGUACAGCUUUCGAACACCGCACUCGCCGCUUUUGCAGGCGCUCCCAGCGCACACUUCCGAUCCCCCGAGACACCCGAGCGUCGCGUCGUCCGAAUCCCGAAGUCCCGCGAAAAACAACGCACCACACGAUGAACAAGCUGCUCGUCGGAAGCGUGGUAGUGGUGGGGCUGCUGGUGGCCACGCUCCUCCAGCCGGCGUCCGGAUCACUGUACGGGCCGUUCGGUCCGUUUGCCGGUGCUCAGUUCGGUCCGCCCGGACUGGGAGCAUUCGGACCGGGCUAUGGUGGCGCCGCCGCCGGACUGCCGCUGUACCCGUCGGUGGUCGGUCGUCCUGGAGCCCCCGUCUACCAACCGUUCCUGCCCGUAGCGUCCCCACUGCUGGGCCGCUCAUUGGCCCCGGCCGCGGCUGCACCGCUGCCAGCUGCCGCCACCGGUAACCUGCGCACCGUCGUGUCCGGAUCCGAUGUGCUCGAGAGGCUGGCCGUGGCCGACCUGCCGGAGGACCUGCAGCAGCGGGCCCAGGAGCUGCAGCUCGCGAGCGAGCAGGGCUUCGAUGCGUGCGAAGAGCUUCUGGCGACUCCCGGGGCCUACUGGCAGUACAAGCGUUGCCAGGCGUUCCAGCUCCGCAACGCCUUGACCGCUGCGAAGGCCCUCGAGCAGGAGGCUACCGCCCGUGCUGCUGCUGCUGCCGCUGCUGCCGCCGCCGCCACUAGUACUGAAGCCGCCGUUGCCGUGCCCGCCGAAGCCUCGGUCUAGGAGAGCGCGUUGCGCACGGUUUCGUGUUGAUUCGUAAUUUAUCAAGCCUCGCAUGAUGGUUGUGCGUGAGUCUGUGUGCGUGUGAGAGAGAAAGAGAGGGAGAGACGGAGAGAGAAAGAGAGUAUUGGAUCGAAUAAAAACAGAGGGCGGUUGAGAGGGGCACCCCACAUAGCCGGUACGCCAUCAAACGA
This is a messenger RNA of Anopheles bellator, 980 nucleotides long. RefSeq lists its product as uncharacterized. The transcript has a single exon. The coding region runs from base 163 to 789 and encodes 208 amino acids. The record is from RefSeq and is a predicted model, not a curated record. NCBI's taxonomy places the organism in Eukaryota, Metazoa, Arthropoda, Insecta, Diptera, Culicidae.